UCCUUAUACACAGAGCUAAAUACCUGGAAAAUAUAAAUAGGAUUUUGUAAAUUUGGCUGGGUACAAUUCCUCGUUCCGUUGCCCAUGCGUGUGAAUGGAAAUCCUUUAAGUGGGCCGUUGCCAGCACUAAAUUCCAUGACCGGAGGCAAAUUCCCUCAAUGCGAGGACUUGCCAGAGAGUUCCAUCCAGUGGGUACGUAAGGACUUGGAGGAAAAGGAUAUGUAUUCGCCUCGCUAUAUUGUUUAGGACUGGUUAAAACAAAAUUUGCUUGAAUACGUUGAGGGACACUAGAUUGAAAGGGAGUAAAAACAGUGCAAUCUGCGCAUUAUUAGGAAGGGAUGUCAAGUCCGUGUACAUUUAAGUAGAUGAUACAUGUCAAGCCCAAACAGCCCUAAAUUUUUCGUCUCGCCAAUUGAGCACAAAGGUGACUCAUGCGAAAUACUUAAAAUGGUGGUAAAUAAGAAAUGGGAGUGCUCGGAAUGUUCGAAGACGUUUAAUAACAUAUACAAUUUUAAGAGACAUCUCGUCAUUCACGAUAAAAAUGGACAAGUUAAAUGCGAGAUUUGUGGAAAAAUUUUGAAAAAUCUAACCAGUCUCCCCACCCACAAGCGGAAUUUCCACGAGACCCAAAAAAGAUUACCUUGCAACAUUUGUGGACGAGGGUUUAGCUCCCCUGGGUGUUUACGACGUCAUGCAAAAUCUGUGCAUGCUACGACGAAACGAAAACGGAUAUCCUGUACUUUCUCAGGGUGUGACAAAACGUUUUCCACUGCUGGUAAUCUUAGGCAACAUUUUUAUACCGAGCAUGCCGAAAAUCCCAUCCGAUACCUAUGCACCCUCUGUGGGAGGGAAUUCAAAAGUAGGGGCAACUUGGGCCAGCACGUGAGGGCACAUACGACAGAGAAACCUCACAAAUGUCCAACAUGUGGGAGGGGUUUUGCUCAAAUGACUUAUCUCAGAUUUCAUCAGGCAACCCACGAAGAAAAUUUGGUACGGAAAACGUUUUCCUGUCCAUUAUGUCCCCGAACAUUCCUACGUAAGGGCAGCGUGCAGACACACAUCAAGUAUUUCCAUGCCAAGUCGAAGAACUACUCGUGUCACUUAUGCUCCCUCAAGGCAAAUUACAAGAGCAGCUUAUCAACACAUAUGAAAUGGAAGCAUGAUUCUAAAAUUUCGAGACGAUUUGAGUGUUAUUUUUGCGGGAAAAAAUUUAUAACUUUUACUUGCUUGGCGAAACAUUUUAGGAGAUUGCAUACCUUGGAGAAGUGUAUGAAACGUAUUCCAAAAAAUUAAAUAGAUCUGAAAGCCCUAAUCCACCGAGAAAAAAAUUUUUUUUUAGAUAUGACCACGCCCCCCAGAAAUUUGUUCUACAAAGUCAGAAAAUUAUUAAGAAAGGUUCUAAUUUUAAAAAAUCGACCAUAGAUAUGUUGUCUUUAUUGGGUGUGUAUUGGAACUAUUUAAGUAAAGAAAUGCAAAUUUCAAACGGUGUGAAUUUGAUAGAGAAGGAUUAGAUAAGGUAAUCUCGAGCUAUGUAACAAUAUAAAAUCUUUGACACA
Molecule: messenger RNA, 1556 nt
Organism: Folsomia candida
Lineage: Eukaryota; Metazoa; Arthropoda; Collembola; Entomobryomorpha; Isotomidae
Product: zinc finger protein 626-like
Exons: 5
Coding region: 373-1293 (306 amino acids)
Biological process (GO): regulation of transcription by RNA polymerase II
Cellular component (GO): nucleus
Molecular function (GO): RNA polymerase II transcription regulatory region sequence-specific DNA binding; DNA-binding transcription factor activity, RNA polymerase II-specific
Source: RefSeq, a predicted model, not a curated record